This is a messenger RNA of Mustela erminea (ermine), 1689 nucleotides long. It is a transcript of the gene DNAJC15, whose product is annotated as DnaJ heat shock protein family (Hsp40) member C15. Gene Ontology annotation, biological process: protein import into mitochondrial matrix. Gene Ontology annotation, cellular component: PAM complex, Tim23 associated import motor. Gene Ontology annotation, molecular function: ATPase activator activity. The record is from RefSeq and is a predicted model, not a curated record. Bases 60 to 509 code for a protein of 149 amino acids. The transcript is spliced from 7 exons. Lineage: Eukaryota; Metazoa; Chordata; Mammalia; Carnivora; Mustelidae.
CCUGCGGCCGUCUCGUAGCCGACGCCUCGGCGCCGCGAGUCUCCCUGCGUCGUAUUGCCAUGGCUGCCCGAGGCGGCGUCUCCCCUGCCGGCGAGGGUCUGCGCUACGCCGAGUACUCGCCGCCGGCGACCAAACGGCCGGAGACGGACGUGGACCAGGGACUGGCAAGAAGUUUGAUCGCUGUAGGACUGGGUGUUGCGGCUCUUGCAUUUGCAGGUCGCUAUGUGUUUCAGAUCUGGAAGCCUCUAGAACAAGUAAUCACAGAAACAGCAAAGAAGAUUUCCACUCCUAGCCUUUCAUCCUACUAUAAAGGAGGAUUUGAACAGAAAAUGAGUAGGCGAGAAGCUAGUCUUAUUUUGGGUAUAAGCCCAUCUGCUGGCAAGGCCAAGAUUAGAACAGCUCAUAGGAGAAUUAUGAUUUUGAAUCACCCAGAUAAAGGUGGAUCUCCUUACUUAGCAACCAAAAUAAAUGAAGCAAAAGACUUAUUAGAAGCAACCACCAAACAUUGAUCGAUACUUAAGAAUCAUUCUGAAGGAAAAGAAGAGAGAAUAUAAAAAAAGUCCAAAUUAAUCUAAACCACGGUGUUCAUAAUUUUCAUACAUGUACUGACCACAAUCAUUUAUUCCACUAUUAAGGAGAUGCUGGGCCCGGCUGCCUCUCAGGACACAGUAUUGAUUGGUUCACUUCUAAGGGCUACUAUCAGAAACUGGAACUGUAGACACGUGGAUUUUCUUAGAAGCCCUUGGUGAAACUUGAGUUUUUACCCUUCAUACCAAAAUAAGCAAGGGGAAAAAAUAGAAAUGAGCCCAAUGAUACUUUAAAAUUGAUUUGUGUAUUUAUCUCGUAACAGAUACCAAAGAAAGUACCUAUUUCCUUGGUUUAUUUCUUUCUUGCCUCAGGUGUAUCCCUAGCAGCUUUUGGCCUGCUGCUGCUUAAAAAACUCUAAACAGAGACAUUGGUAUUCGAAAUGCUGAUGCAACAAAACCGUUACCCUGGGUAUUACUGAAUAUGUCUGCACAAAUGCCUGGAUUCCAUACUUAGUGUAAAUGACGGAUAGGCUACUGUUCUGUCGCCAACUUCUCGCUGAGGGGAGUACAAAUAGGCAUGCCCUGUGUUUCUUCUCUCUCGCCCUUCAUCAUCUGGCCAGUCCCACACAGACACCAUGCGGCGUAGUGGUCACUUCGUAAUUCUCUCCCAAGGCCAGUAGGACAGUGCACGCCAUAGUCACCUGGCCUGGAAGGGUCUCGUGUUGUCAUGAGACACCGUCCUGUGAUGUGUUUGCAGACAGGAAGGGGAAAGAGGACUGACAGUAUUGGGAUAACAUAACAUGAAGGGUGUGUCUACCAUAAAAUAUGAGCUUGAGUUUUGUUUUGUCAGAGAGGAAUAUGUUUUCCACAGCAGUCUGGUGAAUUAAGAACAAUAUACUGAGUCCUACAGGGAACAUGUUCUAUUUGACUCUGUUUAUAGGAUUUAUGUAUGGAACAUCAAUUUUCUGUACAGACAUAAUUGAGUACAUAUUACCAUGAUAUGAAAAACUGGAAGCAUACAUAUGGUUGUGUAGGCUGUUAAAUUUUAAGAAAUGUAACAAAGAGGAAAAUCAAACCUGAAAACGACGCAGCUAAUGAAAUUAUUAACUUGAAGUUUUUGCUCAAGAUAUAUGCGAAGUACACACAUUCUCUGUAGAAAUAC